This is a messenger RNA of Oncorhynchus keta (chum salmon), 3039 nucleotides long. RefSeq names its product zinc finger protein 239-like. The record is from RefSeq and is a predicted model, not a curated record. Gene Ontology annotation, molecular function: DNA-binding transcription factor activity; RNA polymerase II cis-regulatory region sequence-specific DNA binding. Gene Ontology annotation, biological process: regulation of transcription by RNA polymerase II. The transcript has 2 exons. Bases 214 to 1140 code for a protein of 308 amino acids. Lineage: Eukaryota; Metazoa; Chordata; Actinopteri; Salmoniformes; Salmonidae.
GACGUUCCUUCAACAACAACAGCUGGUCAGACACCUCGGUAGCUUUCUAGACAAAAUAGUCGUUGUUUAGUUGCACCUGUGUUUUAAAAAUGCGUAUGUCUUAUUGCUAGCUAGUUUCCCCAUUUGAUUUCAUGUAUACGGUGUUAGGUAGCUGGCUUGAUAAAUGAGCUUAUCAAUAGGCUAAUGAACGCUAGCUAGCUAACAUCUCCGACCAUGAGUUCACUGAGCUGCUCUCCUCCUGAUAAAGAAGAGGAGGUCUGCUGGACGGAGAAAGAAGAUCUGGUGAAAGAGGAAGAGGAAGAGGAGGCUGUUACAAUACAAAAACAAGUAGAUGGUGAGUCUGUUACCAUGAAAGAAGAAGAGAAAGACGUCUCAGUGAAAGAAGAGGAAGACGCGUUCAGAGUGAAAGAGGAAGAGGAUGUUACAGUAAAAGAAGAGGAAGAGAAAGAGGAGGAUGCAGUUUUUGGAGUGAAAGAGGAGGAGGAGGAGAUGACUGUCACAUUGAAAGAGGAUGAGACAGGAGAUCUGAUUAAGACCCGAGAGAGACCAGACUCUCACUCUGACAGCGGGAAGAGUCCUUCAGGGGAACCAGACCCAGAGACGCCCAAACCAGCCAAACGACAUCACUGCUCGCACUGCGGAAAGAGUUUUACUAAGUUACGAAACCUAAAAGAGCAUGAGAGGACACACACAGGAGAAAAGCCUUUCCAAUGCUUCCAGUGUGGAAACAGUUUUAGUCAGUUAGGGAGCCUGAAAAUACACAAGAGAAUACACUCUGGAGAGAAGCCUUACCACUGCUCCCAUUGUGGCUUGACUUUUACCUGGUUAGGGAGCCUGAAGUCACACGAGAGAAUACACACAGGAGAAAAGCCCUACCACUGUUCCCACUGUGGAAAGAGUUUUAGGUGGUUAGAAGGCCUGACAAAGCAUGAGAGGACACACACAGGAGAAAAGCCCUACCAAUGCUCCCACUGUGGAAAGAGUUUUACUCAGUUGGGGAACCUGAAAUCACAUCAGAGGAUACAUACACCGGAGGAGAAGACAUACCACUGCUCUCAGUGUGGAAAGACAUUUUCCCAGUUAGAGGACCUGAAAACACAUGAGAGAAUAGAGAGGCUGUGUUCUGACUUGUGUUUUUGACCUGAGAAUUUUGUGUUUUUGGUGAAAUCCUAUUGUUUAUAUGAAAUCAUUAACAAAAUAGACCUACUUUUGUUUAAAUUUUCAUCUGGAGACCUGAUCAUGUCUAAAAUCAAAUCAAAAUAUUUUAAAAUAUGUAUACACAAAAAAAUCUUAUUAGCUUCGAUUGAUUGGAUGCAAAAUGUAAACCCUAUGAUGUUGUUUAUUAUAUUAUUUGCAAAAUGUAAAUGAUUAUAUCAGUAAGUAGCCUUCCAGAACAGCUCCUAGAAACAGGAGCCUUGUCUUGUCUGAUCCAGAACAGCUCCUAGAAGCAGGAGCCUUGUCUUGUCUGAUCCAGAACAGCUCCUAGAAACAGGAGCCUUGUCUUGUAUGACCCAGAACAGCUCCUAGUAACAGGAGCCUUGUCUUGUCUGAUCCAGAACAGCUCCUAGAAACAGGAGCCUUGUCUUGUCUGAUCCAGAACAAAUCAAAGUUUAUUUGUCACGGGAGGUAAUACAACAGGUGUAGUCGACCUCACAGUGAAAUGCUGAAUACGACAGGUGUAGUAGACCUUACAGUGAAAUGCUGAAUACAACAGGUGUAGUAGACCUUACAGUGAAAUGCUGAAUACAACAGGUGUAGUAGACCUUACAGUGAAAUGCUGAAUACAACAGGUGUAGUAGACCUUACAGUGAAAUGCCGAAUACAACAGGUGUAGUAGACCUCACAGUGAAAUGCUGAAUACAACAGGUGUAGUCGACCUCACAGUGAAAUGCUGAAUACAACAGGUGUAGUAGACCUUACAGUGAAAUGCUGAAUACAACAGGUGUAGUAGACCUCACAGUGAAAUGCUUACUUACAGGCUCUAACCAACAGUGUGAUUAAGUAAAAAAUUGGUAUUAGGUGAACAAUAGGGUUAGAGGGCACUGGUUAGUCGGGCUAAUUGGGGUAGUAUGUAUAGUUAAAGGGGCACUGGUUAGUCGGGCUAAUUGGGGUAGUAUGUAUAGUUAAAGGGACACUGGUUAGUCGGGCUAAUUGGGGUAGUAUGUAUAGUUAAAGGGCACUGGUUAGUCGGGCUAAUUGGGGUAGUAUGUAUAGUUAAAGGGACACUGGUUAGUCGGGCUAAUUGGGGUAGUAUGUAUAGUUAAAGGGACACUGGUUAGUCAGGCUAAUUGGGGUAGUAUGUAUAGUUAAAGGGACACUGGUUAGUCGGGCUAAUUGGGGUAGUAUGUAUAGUUAAAGGGACACUGGUUAGUCAGGCUAGUUGAGGUAGUAUGUAUAGUUAAAGGGGCACUGGUUAGUCGGGCUAGUUGAGGUAGUAUGUAUAGUUAAAGGGGCACUGGUUAGUCGGGCUAAUUGGGGUAGUAUGUAUAGUUAAAGGGGCACUGGUUAGUCGGGCUAAUUGGGGUAGUAUGUAUAGUUAAAGGGACACUGGUUAGUCGGGCUAAUUGAGGUAGUAUGUAUAGUGAAAGGGCACUGGUUAGUCGGGCUGAUUGGGGUAGUAUGUAUAGUUAAAGGACACUGGUUAGUCAGGCUAAUUGGGGUAGUGUGUAUAGUUAAAGGGCACUGGUUAGUCAGGCUAAUUGGGGUAGUAUGUAUAGUUAAAGGGGCACUGGUUAGUCGGGCUGAUUGGGGUAGUAUGUAUAGUUAAAGGGACACUGGUUAGUCGGGCUAGUUGAGGUAGUAUGUAUAGUGAAAGGGGCACUGGUUAGUCGGGCUAAUUGGGGUAGUAUGUAUAGUUAAAGGGCACUGGUUAGUAGGGCUAAUUGGGGUAGUAUGUAUAGUUAAAGGGACACUGGUUAGUCGGGCUGAUUGAGGUAGUAUGUAUAGUGAAAGGGACACUGGUUAGUUCGGGCUAAUUGGGGUAGUAUGUAUAGUUAAAGGGACACUGGUUAGUCAGGCUGAUUGGGGUAGUAUGUAUAG